CUACUAGCUGCAGCAUCUACAGUAACUCGUAAUCGCAUGGUCGGUGUAGAUGUUAUCCACAUCCUAUAACUAGUAACUCAGCCAUGACCAUCACGUGCUUCGUGCUGUCCAAAUCGCUUUCGCAUUUCACCGCUCAACCACAGGCUAAACCGUACAGUGACCAGUUGAUCGGCCGAACGGGUCUUAACCGAAUUGCAUAUUCAGAAUGCGUGAUGCUCCAAAAUUGGGCCCGAUCAAUGACUGCGCCUUGUACAGGAUUUUGACCCUUUUGGCGAUCGCGGCUCUAAGGAAGUUUCGUCCGUUUAAGGGAAGCGUUCUUAUGUUGACAGAUCGAAUUUGUGUCAAAUACGGACAACAUGUAGACUUAUCAGAGGCAGGUACUAUGUGUUUCGUCUCACAGAACACAUCUAUACCGGUUCCAAAAGUCCUGUGCGCCUUUACGCACCAGCGUUGCACCUACAUUGUGAUGGAAAGAAUCAAAGGGGAAAUGAUUGGUGCCGGCUGGGUUUAUCGGAGUGAGGAGUCGAAGGCAAAGAUUCUUACUCAGUUGCAGAAGAUGGUCCGGGAGAUGCGAACACUCCCACCUCCAGCAGGCAUGGGUGUCCAAGAAUUCCACCGACAUUUGCGAGGUGGCAUGGACUUUGACCCGGGACUUGAUCCCGCCAUACAGGAACUGAUCAGACAACAUGAUAGAUCUUUCCCUAUUAAAUUUACCCAUGGCGAUCUUACUUGCCAAGUCAACCCCCAAAACUCCUUUUGGAUCAAUGAAAUCGAUAAGUUUAUCACCCCUAUGCCGGACGAACUAGCAAUGGAACGAAUUCGCCAAAAGUUUUUCGGGGAUUAUUGA
Molecule: messenger RNA, 847 nt
Organism: Aspergillus welwitschiae
Lineage: Eukaryota; Fungi; Ascomycota; Eurotiomycetes; Eurotiales; Aspergillaceae
Product: protein kinase-like protein
Exons: 3
Coding region: 206-847 (213 amino acids)
Source: RefSeq, a predicted model, not a curated record